AGAGAGAGUACAGCUAACUCACUUCACACAUUCGCUUAGAGCUAGAGAGCUAGAGCGCCAGACUGCGCAGACUGGGCAUAUUUGAGGAUCACAUCGUGCGGACUAGACUGCAGAGGAGAAGAGAAAAUGUGUUUCCUUUUUAGGCUCUUUUUGUGAGUGGUCCGAAGGAUUUCCCUUACGUAUCUGUGACCUAGAACAUUUGUUUCAGGGUAUUAGAACUCAAUAGUGUCUUAUCCUCCUUUUUAAAUGGAUACCGCCCUGGUGGUAACCUUCUCUAGUGACAUGGAAAUGCGCCGCGGUGGAUUUACUGAGUCCUUAGCUGGAUUUUGAAGACAACUGAUUAAAAUAGAUCGCCUACAUUUGAACUCACUUCUCUAUAUAGUGUUGAAAACAUGGAGGCCCCGUCAAGCUUUCAGCCUCAUCCCGGACUUCAGCAAACUCUGAAGCAGUUUCAUUUGAGUUCUAUGAGCUCUCUUGGUGGACCGGCGGCAUUCUCCGCUCGGUGGCACCAGGAAAUUCUGUUCAACAAAGAUGGAAAAACAGCUGAACUGAUGCUGGCCAUGCCUGUCCAGACACCACCGGUUAUGUCGGGGCCGUUAUUCAUUCCAUCCGACCACACCACCGAAAGGUCCGAAACUGUCCUGGAGCGUGAGCCAAUUUCGUGUUUCGUGGUAGGCGGCGAAAAACGUCUGUGUCUGCCGCAGAUUCUCAACAGUGUCCUGCGGGAUUUCUCGCUUCAGCAGAUCAACUCCGUGUGCGACGACCUGCACAUCUACUGCUCCCGGUGCACCGCGGACCAGCUGGAGAUCCUCAAAGUAGUGGGUAUCCUACCCUUCUCUGCCCCAUCAUGCGGACUGAUCACCCAGACGGAUGCUGAGCGCCUCUGCAAUGCCCUCGUUUACAGUGGUUCCUACCUUCCUCACUGCAACAAGGAGCUGUCUGGCUCCAUGGAGUUGGAGAGGACGGAAAAAAGUUUCAAAAUAUACCACGAAUGUUUUGGUAGGUGUAAGGGGUUAUUUGUCCCAGAACUGUAUACCAGUCCCAAUGCCGCCUGUAUCCAAUGCAUGGACUGCAGACUCAUGUACCCCACUCACAAGUUUGUGGUCCAUAGUCACAAAAGACUAGAGAACCGGACAGUUCACUGGGGGUUCGACUCAGCUAACUGGCGGGCCUAUGUUCUCCUGGACCCGGACUAUACAGGGAAAGAAGAGAAAGCUCUCCUGGAGCAGCACCUCAAAGUAAUCAAAGGCAAAUUUGACUUCGUAAACAAGCUCUCAAACAAAUCAUGCAGGCCGUACAGCCCAGUUCCAGCCAAGAAGUUCAAGCUGGAGAAAACACACUCUCCAUCUGCUGACAAAGAGAAGCAACCCGAUUGGCUACAAUCUCUAUCAAAGUCAGGGAACAAGGAUCUGAAACCGGUCCAGCUGAAACAGAGGCCGUCAGCCUUCCGCCCCUGGUCCCCCAGAAGUACAUCUGCCGAGAGAUCAAACCACAAAAAUGUGGACACGUCUGUGGUGCCCAAUGUGGCCCCAGCUCCGUUGGCCAACCAGAGAGAGGAGCAGGCCCCAGUGGGCCACAGCCAGGCUCCAGGCAGGGGAGACCAGCACAUCAGCUCCGGACCAGCAUCACAGUGUGGAGACUCACAGCCUGGGCCCAGACUUGUUCACAUCAACACCAACACAGGCAACGGUGUGGAGGAAAUGGAGACUGACGGGGAGAUUGAGGUGGACGACUGUGAUGACUACCCACCAUCGGUCCCCUCCUUGGCAUCCCCCCCAUCUGCCUGCUCCAGUGUGUCCUGGACCCUGACCCCCCAGACCACAAUGAGGCCCCUGGAGGGCCCAGCCCGGCUGGUAUUACCAGGGUCACCUUCAUGCCCAGAGCUGGACACACUGAGACAGACCCUGUAUGGAGGUCUUGACUCCAAGGAGGCCAGGGAGAAGUUCCUGCAGGAGAUUGUUAAGAUGAGAGUGAAGCAGGAGGAGAAGCUGGGGGCAGCGCUGCAGGCCAAACGCAGCCUUCAGCAGGAGUUGGAUUUUGUGAGGGUGUCCAAGAAAGGGCGUCUUCGAGAGGCCAUCGAGGCCAAGCGCAACCUGAGGAAAGAGAUAGAACGCCUGAGCAUGGAGUGGGACAGGAAGAUGAGGGAGGCGGACGAGUCCCGUGGCCAUCUGAAAAGAGAGCUGGAGAGAGAGAGACAGACACGAGUCUGCGACAAAGGCUGUGAGGCUGAACGCCUGCGAGCCAAGUACUCCACACAGAUCGAGGAGCUGCAGGUUCAGCUGCAGCAGGCGGAGGCGGACCGAGAGCAGCUGAGAGAGGAGCUACAGCAGGAGAGGGAGGCGCGGCAGAGCCUGGAGAGGGUGGUCAAGGACCUGCAGGCUCAGCUGGGAGACCGACAGGACAACGCCAGGAAACCCCCAACACACUAACGCAGAGACACAGAGACAGACACAACAUCCCGCUGGAUCCUAAAGAUGCGCGAGAGACAGUGUGUGUCCGGAACUAGAGGCCUAACGCAAGAGGGCGGAUACAGAAUACACUGCGCCCUCUUGUUUAAGGAAACAAAAUUCACCAAAUUCAAAGAUGUUUGUGGGAGACAAAAGGCGAGAGGUUUACAUAGAAUUUUUUUUAAAUGCAUCUCCCGGUUACUGAUAUGAUAGAAAUGGACGUUAAUUGUAAUAAUAUAUGACCUUUAUAAAAAUGGAAGUGGACAGAAGCAUGAAUUCGCAUUGUUGUACAGCCUACAGAAGAUAAGAAAGAAUGUCUAUGGAAGACAACUCACAAGUGACUUUAGAGCCCUCAGUCAGAUCCCUGAAGCUGUUCAAGGACUUUAUUUUGGUAUAAGCUAU
This is a messenger RNA of Oncorhynchus gorbuscha (pink salmon), 2849 nucleotides long. RefSeq names its product v-ski avian sarcoma viral oncogene homolog b (gene skib). The record is from RefSeq and is a predicted model, not a curated record. Gene Ontology annotation, cellular component: nucleus. The coding region runs from base 393 to 2429 and encodes 678 amino acids. The transcript has 7 exons. Gene Ontology annotation, molecular function: RNA polymerase II cis-regulatory region sequence-specific DNA binding; DNA-binding transcription factor activity, RNA polymerase II-specific; SMAD binding. NCBI's taxonomy places the organism in Eukaryota, Metazoa, Chordata, Actinopteri, Salmoniformes, Salmonidae. Gene Ontology annotation, biological process: negative regulation of BMP signaling pathway.